UUGUUUGUUUAUUGGUCUCUGUUGAUUACCAUUGAUUACUUAGAAUAAUGUACUCAAGUUAAAAUUUAAAAUCUCAUAGAGUAUUAUAUACGAAUUACUUUAUUUUGUAUGAUCGAAAUCCCCACAAAUUUCAUAAUUUAGGAAUUAUUUGAUCAUUUCUAAUUCAUCUAAGUCAUAGAUCGUGUGGUAGUGGAGAUUGGGACCAUGGAGUCAUAAAAGAAGGUUUUUGGUUAAUCGCUUCUUAAUUUCUUUAUUAAUUUACUUCAGUUAUGGGCGAUAUUAUUGAAUUUGUUACUUCACCCUCCCAAGGUCAUAGGAGUUUCAAAAUAGCAUCAAAUGGAAUAAAUUUUGAUGUUAAGACACCUGAAUUUGCAACAUUAAUUCUGUCAAGAAAAUUAGGAAGAAAAGCUGAUAAUAUUUGGGUCAAAAUAGAUAAUGAUAUGAGUUGGAUUGGAAACACUUUUAGAGAACAAAGAGUACAGACCAACACACCAGAUAUUAUAGCUGGUAAUUUCUAUAGCAGAUUAUGGUUGGCAUGGGAUGGAGAAUCUGUCACUUUAGGAAAGGAUGGUCAAACUAUACCAAUCUUAAAAUAUUCCUGCGAUUCAUCCAAAUAUAUGUAUGUUACAUUUUUAACAGAGAGAGGACACCAUACCGUCCAUUGGAGAGUAGAAUUGCCUCCAACACUGAAGCAAUUUUCUAUAAAUAACAUAAAUAAAGGUGAUGUAUAUUGGGUACCUAGUGAUACACAACUGCCUGAUGACGCGUUUAUUGGAGGUUUUGAAAAAGAAAAUUUAUACAUCAUUAGAGCUAACCACAGAGGAUCAUUGACGCCAGGCAAGUUUGUGCCAUCGGAAGGAUGUGGGUAUCUUGCCUGGGGUGGUGAAGCACAUGGAAAGUCCGAGUUUGAGAUAUUAUGUGGAUACAACUGUGAAUGGGUGCCAACAAGAGAAGACAGAAUACCUGUGGGAGCAGUGGAGGGAGGUUAUUCAGAAGUGCGACGAGAAGUGCUGUAUGUAGCCAGGGCAUUGCAUUGUGGUUACAUAAUACCUGGGAAGGUUGCACCGUCCCAUAAGGUUUGUUACAUACCAUUUAAUGGCAAAGAAAUUGCUAAGGAGGAAUACGAAAUAUUGAUUGUACCAACCAAAGAGAGAUUUUCCAAUAAAUUUAUAUUACCAAAUGAAGCUGUAUACAUGCAGGAUAUGGAGCAGGGCGUCAGUUUUAGUGACGAUGAUCUAUAAACCAGACGUGUUGACGGCAUAUAAUCCUAUAUCAAGUUUUGGAAUAGACAAUUGUCUAUUCCAAAACUAACUUGAAUCUGUUAGUUACUGUAAUGUAUUCAUUAUUACUAUUUUAUAAGAAUUUUUAUUUAUGUAUUGCAUGUGUAAUUUGAAACUGAAAUAAGCUAAGAUGUUUUUAUUACAUAGAUACGUUGACCGAGCUCAAUACUAGCAAGACGAAAGCAAGGUAAUUGCUCGACUUAACGGCCAAUGAGCGUGCGGCACUAACGUUGUUACGUAACUGUCGAUGUAUAUAUGUAUAUCCUUUUCUAACGAAUGUAUGCUGCAUCUUUUAUUCGUUCUUCGAGCCAAUUUGUAGUUAUAUGUACAAGUACGUGAAUAAAGCAAAUAGUGCUCUGUUUUUAUGUGCCAUUUUGUUAGUGUAUGACGCGUCUAUUUGUAAAACGUCAUUGGAAAUUAGUAUAUGAUUAAAAUGAUAUUGUACAAAAUCCCAGUUUGCGAUCCCUAGUACAAACCCAUGUCACUCUUCCUCUACCAAA
Molecule: messenger RNA, 1780 nt
Organism: Manduca sexta (tobacco hornworm)
Lineage: Eukaryota; Metazoa; Arthropoda; Insecta; Lepidoptera; Sphingidae
Exons: 5
Coding region: 270-1241 (323 amino acids)
Source: RefSeq, a predicted model, not a curated record